This is a messenger RNA of Monopterus albus (swamp eel), 2136 nucleotides long. RefSeq names its product ectonucleoside triphosphate diphosphohydrolase 1 (gene entpd1). Lineage: Eukaryota; Metazoa; Chordata; Actinopteri; Synbranchiformes; Synbranchidae. The transcript has 10 exons. Bases 252 to 1745 code for a protein of 497 amino acids. The record is from RefSeq and is a predicted model, not a curated record. Gene Ontology annotation, cellular component: plasma membrane. Gene Ontology annotation, biological process: nucleoside diphosphate catabolic process. Gene Ontology annotation, molecular function: ribonucleoside triphosphate phosphatase activity; UDP phosphatase activity; GDP phosphatase activity.
ACAGAGGGGGAGAGGAAGAGAAAGGAGUAAACAGGCAAAGCUAGAAAGGCACUUGCGAAGGAGGGGAGUGGGCUGAGCAGCAGGGAGGAGGAAAGCUCUCCUUUCCUAAUAAAGAGUGCAUGUGAAAGGAGGUGCAGAUCAGAUUGAGCAGAGCCGUGUUACACAGAGAAAAGAGAGGGUUAGAGAGAUAGAGCGAGAGAGAGAGAGGCAAAGAACAGAAAGAGCAUUGUGUUGCUGCUGAGGAAGAGCCCAUGUCUGCACAAAGAGAGAUGAAAGAGAAGAAUCCCUGGCACACGCCUGUGACCAUCAUCAUCACUGUGAUUGGUGUCAUAGCGAUUGUCGCCUUGGUGACGGUAGGAGUUUUGCAGAACAAGCCCCUCCUCCAAAAGUACAAGUAUGGUAUUGUGCUGGACGCUGGAUCCUCCCACACAGCUCUGUAUAUCUACGAGUGGCCUGCAGAGAAGGAUAACAACACUGGAAGAGUUGAACAGAUUCAUUCCUGCAAAGUCAAGGGUCCAGGUAUCUCCAGCUAUGCGUCUACUCCAUUGAAGGCCGGGGAGUCUCUGAGGGAGUGCAUGCAGGAAGCCGAGCAGCGCGUCCCCAGAAAAAGACACCAUGAGACCCCUCUUUAUCUGGGGGCUACUGCGGGAAUGAGAUUGCUCAAUAUGGAGGACAGCGCCGCAUCGAAUAAAGUCUUUCAGGCUGUGGAGGAAGCCCUGCAAAAGUUCCCAUUCGCCUUUCAGGGAGCAAGAAUCUUAAGUGGCCAGGAAGAGGGCGCCUUCGGCUGGGUCACAGUCAACUACUUGGAUGACCGCCUCAAACAGGGCUUAGAAACCACAGGUGCUCUUGACCUUGGAGGGGCCUCUACUCAAAUUAGCUUUGUAUCCGAUAACUAUGAUGGUUCUGAGUCACCCGACAACUCUGUGACCUUCAGACUCUAUGGAAAUGGCUACAACCUGUACACUCACAGCUUCCUGUGUUACGGGAAAGACCAAGCGCUGAGAAUGACACUGGCACAGCAGACUCUGUCAGGUCCAAGAACAAUACAAGAUCCUUGUUUCCAUGCCGGCUACAAUGAAACAAAGAACUACUCAGUCCUCUACGACAGCCCCUGUGUGUCAAAGAGGAAACCACAGAGUGCUCCUGCAACCUUCAUUCACGAGGGAAAAGGAAACUUUCAACAGUGUCAGGAAAUCAUCAAACGUGUCUUCAAUUUUACUGACUGCAAAUUCAGCCAAUGCUCCUUCAAUGGAGUCUUCCAGCCACUUUUGCAGGGGCCGUUUGGGGCUUUCUCUGCUUACUACUUUGUGAUGAACUUCCUCAAUCUGACGGAUACAUCUAUCCCUCUGGAAACUGUCAGGGACAAGUUGUCACGCUACUGCGCUACCCCCUGGCAUCAGGUAGUGCAGCAACAUCCUGGUGUAAAAGUAAAGUACCUGGCCGAGUACUGUUUUUCUGGCACAUACAUCCUCACCCUGUUGACAGAAGGAUACAACUUCACCUCAUGGAGCUACCCCAAAAUAAAAUUCAUCAAGAAGAUAAAAGGCAGCGAUGCAGGCUGGACACUGGGCUACAUGUUGAAUCUGACCAACAUGAUCCCAGCUGAGGCUCCUGACUCUCCUCCUCUCCCCUACACUGGCUAUGUUUCCAUAGUCACUUUACUUGCAGUGCUGCUCUUCAUCCUCUUCAUUGUCAGUCUGCGACCUCUCUGGCCACGCUGCUCCAAGCAACUGCAGAUCAUAUGAAAACACGCACACAUGUACUGUAUGUAUCAGUGGUAGUGUUGGAAGAAAUGCUGUCAGAAUCUGUGAGUGUGUUGGUGUGGGCCAUUUGAACCAUUUAUGAAUAUAAUCAACUUUAUACUCUGAAGCCCUUGUGAGGGGGUCAAAGGUCAAUGCCUGCAACAAUCUUGCAGCUCAUGUGGACUCAAGGACAUUUCAGAAGGACACAUACAUUCUCUCACUGCGGUGUGGGUUAUGCUUCUCUGGAUGAAGGACAGUUUCUGUCUCUUUGUGUGUGAGUUUGUAUGUUUGAAUCUAUAAAUGUGAAUGUGUUCCUGAAUGUCUGUAUGCACCCACAUCAGUCUGCAUGUCUGUGUCUUGAAUUAUUAUGUGAAUACGAUACUGUACAAACAAA